AGUUACGUAUAUCCGGGAGGACCCACGGUUUACAAAUGAACAGUGGGAAAAAUUGAACAGCUGAGCUGUGCACGUUUUGUUAAACGCAAAUAUGUCUGUAAAAUUAAACGCCUUGCAUAGUGACUCAUACGUUGACAUAAGUCAGUACAGAGACCAACAUUUCAAGGGUAACCGUGUGGAGCAGGAGCGUCUGCUACGCCAGAGCAACACGCUGUACGUGGGCAACCUGUCCUUCUACACCACCGAGGAACAGGUGCAUGAGCUCUUCUCCAAGAGCGGCGAUGUCAAGAGAAUCAUCAUCGGCCUCGACAAGGUGAAGAAGACGGCCUGCGGGUUCUGCUUCGUAGAAUACUACUCGCGUGCGGAUGCAGAGAAUGCCAUGCGCUUCGUCAACGGAACGCGACUUGACGACAGAAUCAUCCGUACGGACUGGGACGCCGGCUUCAAGGAUGGACGCCAAUACGGCAGAGGAAAAUCAGGAGGACAGGUGAGGGAUGAGUAUCGUCAGGACUACGACCCGGCUCGAGGAGGCUACGGCAAACUGGCGGCCCAACACCAGGGAAGCUCAGAGGGACGACAGACAUUUUAGAGACACACACAGACACACCAGGGACGGAAGACAUUUUAGACUGGAGACCACACACACACACACACCCCAAGUAUUUUAGACCUUUACACCUGCAAACAAGGUGGCCGAUGGUGUGGGGUGGGGGUGCAUUGUAGGAGACCAGGAAGCGGUUAGGGGUUGGGGAGGGGGGUUGUAAGGUGCCUAGGAUGGUAACAUUUUGGGUGGAGAUUGUUUUUCUGUACAGUAAUGUUUUCACUUUUUAUGAAUAAAACCCAAAAUAUGUUUA
This is a messenger RNA of Engraulis encrasicolus (European anchovy), 854 nucleotides long. RefSeq names its product nuclear cap binding protein subunit 2 (gene ncbp2). The record is from RefSeq and is a predicted model, not a curated record. Bases 92 to 589 code for a protein of 165 amino acids. Gene Ontology annotation, biological process: mRNA cis splicing, via spliceosome. Gene Ontology annotation, cellular component: nuclear cap binding complex. The transcript has 4 exons. Gene Ontology annotation, molecular function: RNA cap binding. Lineage: Eukaryota; Metazoa; Chordata; Actinopteri; Clupeiformes; Engraulidae.